AUGACCAAUUCAUCGAAAGAAGACAGUAAGAUAACCAUAAAAGACAAUGAAGUGGUUAUUGAAAAUAGUAAAACAGAUUUAAAGAAAGAUAAAGUUAAGUUAAUAGAUACACCAACAAAUUUAAGAACAUCAGAUGAAGAUUUAAUCAGAAAACCAAUAAGUUUAAAAUUUAAAGAAGAAGAAGUAACUCAUAAAGAAGAAGAGAUUAACAAAAUAGACAUUUACAAUGAUUUAUUGCCUGAGUAUGACAUAGUAGCAUUUCAUUACUUUCCAGAAGAAAUUAAGAAGUUUGUUUCACUUUUUAAGUCACUUAAAAUUAUUUUUGAUUUCAAUAGAAAAAGAAAGUUAAAUGUAAUAUUUGAUAAACACAAAUCUUCAAUAGAAAAGAUGUGGAAACAUAGUUUAAAUAGGCAUGUGUUAGACCAGUUAAAAGAAAUGAUUCCAGAUACUUUAAAAUUUAAGGAAGUAUCAUAUAAAGAAAAAAAUGUUGAAAUAACUUCAUUUUUAAUUAAGAUAACUAAAGAUAUUUGCAUUGAAGAAAGAAUACAUUCUUUUAUAAAUGACAGGUAUAAAAAUUGGUUAAUAGAGCAUGACAUCAAUUUUAAGGUUAAAAAAUACCACCCUGAUUUUUUGAAAAGUUUAACAGAUCAGUAUUCAGUUAAAAGAAAACAAAUAUUUGUAGGUCAAAAUAAGAAAGUAAAAAUAAAAGAAGAUAAGUUAGUUAAGAAAAAUGAAGAAGAGAAAGUUAAUAAGUCAAUAGAAGAUAAAUACAAUGAAAUAGUUGAGAGAGUGAAGAAGUUGGAAGAACAAAGAAAAUUAGAAUUUAUAAAGAAUGAAUCAGUAAAAAUAGACUAUUUAGGAAAGAUUGAUGAAAUAUUUGAAGUUACAAAGAAGAGAGCUAUAAAACUAGAAGAUUUAACAUAUAAAAUGGGAGGAAAGAAAAUAAAAGAAGAAAUUAUAAAAUCAAUAAAAGACACCAAAUACGUUUAUAAGAAAGUAGAUUCAAUAGAAUAUUUAGUUAAAGAAUAA
This is a messenger RNA of Hepatospora eriocheir, 1029 nucleotides long. The record is from the annotation of a GenBank genome assembly. Lineage: Eukaryota; Fungi; Microsporidia; Hepatosporidae.